UCUGUGGAUGCUGAGGAGGAGGGCGGGGCUGUUUUCCGUUGCAGUCCUGCAGGGAGUGAUGUAGCAGACAGAGAGGGACCGACAGCAGCGGAGAACACGGCAGUAGGCAACGGUUGUUUUUGUAGCAAAAUAAAUCUGUCUAUUUUAGAUGCAAAAUGGAUUUACUGAUUAACCUCAUCUGACGUCAAAAGGUGUCGGUGGCCUCCUUGCAGCCUGACGCAGGGACAUCUCGUUUCUCUCAGCUCAGGAGACAUAUUUUUCUUCUGUUUGGCCCCCGCACAGUGCAUUGUAGUGGAGCUCCGUACAGCCCACCAUGGCGUGGCCCUGUAUCAGCAGGGCGUGCUGCAUGGCCCGCUUCUGGAACCAGCUGGAUAAGGCUGAUAUUGCGGUGCCUCUGGUGUUCACCAAGUACACGGACGCAUCGGAGCUGCAGCACAUCCAGCUGCAGCCGCCACUGCACGCGCACCAGGCCCGGGUCACCAUAGAUACGCAGCCAUCUCGCACAACUCCUCGCACCAAGCCAGCCGCGCGCCCCCCGCGGAGGUGCGUGUCCGAGGAGCGCGUGUGCAGCUCGGUAAUGCGCGAGGACUUUAAGCACUGGAACGUGCGACCCGAACCGAGCUGUAAACCCAAGAACGAGUACCACGAGCCGGAAACACCGUUCAACAGCGUGACCCAGUACCAGAAGGACUACAAACCCUGGCCUAUCCCCAAAAAGUCCGACCACCCCUGGAUACCUAAGCCCGCCGCCGGGGAGCGCGCUCCGGACAGGCCCCGGCACUCCAAACACCAGGUGGAGGCGGACAGCGGGGUGGAGAAGAGCGCUAUCGCCGACCAGGUGCAGGAGAAGGACUCUUGGUCUCUGCUGGAGACCAAGAAGAAGGUCAGCAAACCGGAGGUGCAGAAGAAACCGGAGGGGCAGAAGAAACCGGAGGGGCAGAAGAAACCCGAGGGGCAGAAGAAACCCGAGGGGCAGAAGACUGUGGUCCUGAAGGGGGAUGGGGAGGGCCGGGGGAGGCCGGCGGAUGCUGUGAACAGGCAGAUCCGAGAGGAGAUCACCGGGGACAGCUCCUACACGUCUGAGUACAAGGCUUACAGAGAUGUGAAGCCGACAAAGAUGAUCCGGGCCCGGUCCCAGUACCUCCCCCCCGACGAGAAGUCCAGCCUGGAGACGAGCUACAGUGCCACCUACAAGGGCCAGGCCCCGCUGCGGCUGGACAACAAGGACCACAAGGCCCUGGACCGGAGGAGGAUACGCAGCCUGUACAGCGAGCCCUACAUGGACCCCAUCACACAGGUUGACAGGUACAGUGCUCUCCGCACUAAACCCAAAAGGCCUGGAGGCGCCCUGGGCAAGCCAGGGAAGAAAGCCAAAGAUAAGCAGAGCGCCGCACUGAGGGGCUCCAAGAAGACCACCUCGGAGAGCCUGCCCGAGAGCCGGCCCGCCGCGGGGGACAAGGAGAAAAGGUUGUGCUAAAACAGUACCACUACGUACAACUCUGCCAGCCAAUCCGAGACAUUGGCUGGGUGCAGACCCUAAAGCAACACCUGUGGGGCUGUGCCCUCCCCGACCCAAGGUAAUCAAUCGAGACAACAGCCAAAGGAAAUAGACCCUGAGCCACAAAUGCACUCAUUCCCAUUCAUACAUGCUCAUGGAGUUGUGAUUGACUUUUGUUUUCUAUUGCAGUGGCACAGUUUUUUUUCAUCUCUGGUCUGAAUAGCACUGUAUAUUUCUCUUCCAUAUGGACCCCAGAAUAGGGGCGGGGGGGCUGUCUGCCGUCACAUCCUACAUGUAAGGUGCCUAUUCUUAAAGAGGCCCCAGGUUUAGUCCAGACAUCUCCAACCAUGUUUAAACCUGUCAGCUGCUGUAAUGCAUUCACUCUUCACAGUUCAACUAAAUGCAUGGCUGUUGCACUCAGGAACACUGCAGGCAACUGAACCGCUGACUUUAAUUACAUGUAUUAUUUCAACAAGUUUCACAUACCGGUAUUGGGUUAGUUGAAAGCAAUAAUAUAAGUUGAACCUAAUAAUUUGAUUCAAAUGGUAUAUUCUUGCUUUCAACUAACCUAAUACAGUUAUGUGAAAUCUGUUGUCAUAAGACAUUUAAUUAAAGUCAACUCUUCAGUUUUUGUAGUGAAGGAGGUCAAUAUUCCAUUCACUUAUAAGUAGGGCUGUACUGUAGUGACCAGCUUGGACAUUUCAACUCCAAAAUUGACUUUCAAAUGUAUGACUAUAGCUUCUUUUUCUAGUGCAAUUCAUUUAUAUUUCUGCACAGUUGCAGAAAAAGAUUUGGCUUCCUUGAUAUUGUAGCAUAAUACCAUUUGCACAAUUCAAAAUGUUCAGCUGAUAUUAUGAAAUAUGUAGACAGAAAUGUGAAGCUUAUUUCAUAGACCUUAUUAGAAGCUUCAAAUGUAAAAAAAAACAACAUUUGUACAGCCCUGUUUAUGAGGCAGGUCUCCUGCAGUUACAUGCACUGAGAUGUAGCACUUUGCAUUCUGCUUGUUGUCACUGGGUCAAAGUUUCAUACUAUGUUUUGUAGUAUAAUGACUUUAAUUUCUUUAAUCUGAAGCAUGCUGCCACUGUUUUCUGUUGGACCUGCAAUCUAAUGUUGUCUUUAAUAAUUUGAGGUGUUAGCUUGAAUGUUAGAUGCGGGGUAAGUAUGCAUGGAAUGAGGGAAGCGGCUCUGCUUUGGAAACAAAGGAACUUGUAAGUGCAUGUUAAAGAUUUUCACUCUGACUUGUACCGAUAAUCUAUAUACUAUUGAAAUGUGGUUUGUUACUUUGCAUAGUGCUAUCUCUUGUAGCUACUAUUUCACAGAACACCCGAGACCCUCAUUGCUCUAAUGGCAUCCUGUAGUUCAUAAAUAUAGAUUAAAACCAAUGGCUUGUAUUGAUCUAAAGAUGCAUCAUUUGAAAUAGAACAAACAUCAUUUCCAUGUGAACUUUCCACUUUUAUAGUCAAGUUUUCCAAGUUAUAUAACUUGAAAGUCACUCUGUAUGUAAUGUUAGUGAUAAGUAAACCCAGAGUGAUGCUGAAGCUGAUCUCCUCUGGAAUGAGCGGUCACAGGGUGCUCAGCACACUGACUUGUGUUAUUCCGCCUGAGAGAAAUGCUUCAUCCCGUGUCUCUUUCUGUCUCCUUCUUCUCUGGUGUCUAAACCAUGUGC
Gymnodraco acuticeps is the source of this 3164-nucleotide messenger RNA. It is a transcript of the gene map6a, whose product is annotated as microtubule-associated protein 6a. Gene Ontology annotation, biological process: microtubule cytoskeleton organization; cytoskeleton-dependent intracellular transport; regulation of microtubule cytoskeleton organization. Bases 314 to 1477 code for a protein of 387 amino acids. The transcript has 4 exons. Gene Ontology annotation, cellular component: microtubule; cis-Golgi network; Golgi-associated vesicle. The record is from RefSeq and is a predicted model, not a curated record. NCBI's taxonomy places the organism in Eukaryota, Metazoa, Chordata, Actinopteri, Perciformes, Bathydraconidae. Gene Ontology annotation, molecular function: calmodulin binding; microtubule binding.